CCUCGGGGGCUGGCGGGGUGAGCGCUCGGUGUAACGAAAGCUGUCGCUUCCUCAGACCGCUCCCUGCCCGCGGGACACCCACCGAGCUUUGCGCUUUGGUGUCCUUGCACCUGGGGAAACAGGAGGUGGCUCCUUCAUUCCUGGCAGGGACACCCCCGCUCCUCUGUCGCAUCCGCUCUCAACUCCUCGCUCUCCACAGCUCACCCUCUCCAGACCUGCCCUGCCCGGCAGCGUUCGAAGCGGACCCCUGUGCCCAGCCCGGCUGACGCUGAUCCCGCGCCUCCAGCACCGCUGGGCAGCCUCUGCUGAACAGAAUGUCUCAGUGGUAUCAGCUACAGCAACUUGAUUCCAAGUUUUUGGAGCAAGUCCACCAGCUAUAUGAUGACAGCUUUCCUAUGGAGAUCAGGCAGUACCUGGCACAGUGGCUGGAAAACCAGGAUUGGGAACAUGCAGCCAACAAUGUAUCAUUUGCUACACUCCUAUUCCAUGACCUGCUGUCACAGCUUGAUGAUCAAUUCAGUCGAUUCUUGAUAGAAAACAACUUUUUGCUGCAGCACAACAUAAGGAAAAGCAAACGUAAUCUUCAGGAUAACUUCCAAGAAGACCCAAUACAUAUGGCAAUGAUCAUCCACAACUGUCUGAAGGAAGAGAGGAAAAUACUGAACUCUGCCCAGGCAUGCAAUGAGAUGGAAGUAGGGAGUGUACAGAACACUGCAACUGGGAUGCCAGACAAGCAGAAGGAGCUUGAUGCCAAAGUUAGGGCUGUAAAAAGCAGUGUUACAGAUGUGGAGCAGGACAUCAAGACAUUAGAGGAUAUGCAAGAUGAAUAUGACUUCAAAUGUAAAACCCUGCAGAACAGAGAGCACGAGUCCAAUAGUAUGUCUCAGGAGGAAUACAAGAAAGAGCAGCUGAAUCUCCAGCACAUGUUCUUAUCACUGGACCUCAAGAGAAAGGAGGUGGUGAAUAAGAUAGUGCAGCUGCUGCAGAGCACAGAGCACACACAGGCUGCCCUCAUUAACGAUGAGCUGGUGGAGUGGAAGCACAGGCAGCAGACAGCGUGCAUUGGUGGGCCACCCAACGCCUGCCUCGACCAGCUGCAGAACUGGUUCACCAUUGUUGCUGAAAGUCUGCAGCAAGUUCGUCAGCAGCUCAAGAAGCUUGAGGAACUGGAACAGAAGUUCACCUACGACCCUGAUCCCAUCACAAAAAAUAAACAAUUUCUGCAGGACCUAACACACAAGCUUUUCCAGCAGCUCAUUCAGAGCUCCUUUGUGGUAGAGAGGCAGCCUUGCAUGCCAACACAUCCUCAGAGGCCACUAGUCCUGAAGACAGGAGUGCAGUUCACUGUGAAGCUGAGAUUACUGGUGAAACUGCAGGAACUGAACUACAACUUGAAAGUGAAAGUUUUAUUUGACAAAGAUGUAACUGAGAAGAACUCGGUCAAAGGGUUCAGGAAAUUUAAUAUUUUGGGAACAAACACAAAAGUAAUGAACAUGGAAGAAUCUACUAAUGGAAGUCUUGCAGCAGAAUUCAGACACUUGCAACUGAAAGAACAGAAAAACACAGGGAGCAGAACAAAUGAGGGUCCUCUGAUUGUGACAGAAGAGCUUCACUCUCUGAGUUUUGAGACACAGCUGUGCCAGCCUGGUUUGGUAAUAGAUCUAGAGACCACAUCCCUUCCCAUUGUUGUGAUCUCAAAUGUGAGCCAGCUUCCCAGUGGAUGGGCUUCUAUCUUGUGGUUCAACAUGCUGUCUACUGAUCCCAAGAACCUGUCCUUCUUUCUGAAUCCACCUUGUGCAAAGUGGUCUAAGCUUUCUGAUGUUCUGAGUUGGCAGUUUUCUUCUGUAACAAAGAGAGGACUUAAUACAGAUCAGCUGAGCAUGCUGGGGGAGAAGCUUCUUGGGCCAACAAUUGGAGCAUCUCAGGAUGGCCUUAUUCCUUGGACAAGAUUCUGCAAGGAAAAUAUAAAUGAUAAAAAUUUCCCCUUUUGGCUGUGGAUUGAGGGAAUCCUGGAGCUUAUUAAGAAGCAUCUCCUGUGUCUCUGGAAUGAUGGCUGCAUUGUGGGCUUCAUCAGCAAAGAGAGAGAACGUGCUCUGCUGAAGGACCAGAGCCCAGGAACAUUUUUAUUGAGAUUCAGUGAAAGCAGCAGGGAGGGAGCAAUCACCUUUACCUGGGUAGAGGAAUCUCAGAAUGCAGAGCCCCAGUUCCACUCGGUAGAGCCCUACACCAAGAAGGAGCUCUCUGCCGUGACCUUCCCCGACAUCAUCCGCAAUUACAAAGUGAUGGCAGCCGAGAACAUCCCCGAGAACCCACUGAGGUUCCUGUACCCCAACAUCCCCAAGGACAAUGCCUUUGGCAAGUACUACUCCAGGCCUAAGGAAGCACCAGAGCCAAUGGAUUUGGAUGGUCCCAAGGGAACUGGCUACAUCAAGACUGAGUUAAUCUCUGUAUCUGAAGUGCACCCCUCCAGGCUGCAGUCUCCAGAAAACCUGCUGCCCAUGUCUCCCGAGGAGUUUGAUGAGGUGUCUCGCAUGGUGGGCCCCGCCGAGAUCGAUACUGUGAUGUGUACACACAUCCAGCUCUGAGCUUUGGCUGAGCUUUCCCUGUGUCACGAGCACGGCCCAUCCCCUUCACGCCUCCUGUGCUGCACUCAGUGCCUUGGGGACAACGCUUCCUUCUUUGGUUCCUCAGCCUCAAGGUCCAGCAGCAGUUUUAGCUGAUGGGAAUACCAACAGCAGCAGCCUGAGCAGCCUCCUUACAUGCAUGUCUUUGUUUAAUUAGCAAGAUACCGUGCACAUCUUUGUUUAUUUAGCAAGAUACUGUGCCAGAGUGGAGGAAGAGGAAGGUGAGAUUGUGAGCUCCUCAAUGACAGUGAUGGCAGAAACAUGCAUUCAUUGUUUGAAGAAAUUAGUUAAAAGUUUAAAACAGUUACCUGUACAUAGAAGGCAUCAAAGAAAAGCUGGUUGUUUUGCAGAGGUUCUGUUCAGAAAGCUUACACCUUGAAUUUUUGUCUGCAUCACAAAAGGAAAACGCUCUACACAUACCAUGCCACACCAAAUCCAUGUGCUGCUGGUUUGUUGUGCUUUUAAGCUCUUCUGGGCAGGCCCAUGGAGAGAGCAGAAGCCCAAAAUGUUACAUGCAUUUCAUUUACACAAUUUUCACAAGGCAUAAUCUUGUGUAGGACGUUGAGCACAGUCUUUCUCAAAAAAAGCAUUUCUUAGGACACCACCUUCAAGCUGCAUUGGCACAUGCUGAGCUUGGAACCCAAGGUGCAUAAUCAAGACUAAAGCCUCUGCAGACUGCAGUCAUCAGACAGAAUCAGAACCUCCUCUUAGAGGACUGCAAAAGGGAUUGACUUAUGAUUUUAUUUACUGUGCCUGAUCUGCCAAGGUGAGGAUCUGGUCACCCCUAUCUUCUGCAAUAAUAUAGACCCCACGUAGGUUAUAACAGGUGGAACAGAACUCAGUUUUCUCAUGCAUCAUGAACCAGGGCAUUUAUUUAACUGUUAAUUUGAAUAGCUAAAACACUUUACAGGUUUUGAUAAUGAGGUGGUUUUGUAAUUAGGGGUAAGGCACAGGAAAGUUAAAAGAAGUUAAAGUUUAUGCAGAGCACUGGCUGCAGGAUAUGCAGUCUGCAGUCCUUAAAGGAUGAAGCUGUGCUUCCAGCAGAGGAGGAACAGGUUGGUUUCUCAGCACCUUUGAAGGCAAUUAACAGCUCUCAGUUGAGAGGCAAGGCUGUUCAGGCAGUUGUGUCUCUCUGAGGGUCCCUGUUAGUGCAGGCUGCUCAUUAGCAGGGAGCUGAGCAGAGGGGCUGCAGAGCCCUCGUGCUGCACCCCCCUGCCCAGGUACAGGGACACUGCAGGGCCCUGCCUGAGCAGGGCUUGGGCAAGGUGACCUCCAGAGGCCCCUCCAGACCCAUCAGCUGCUGUGACAUCUCAUGUGCCCCCUGAAAAAGCUUUCUAGAAAAAUUAAAGGACCUAGAGCAUGUAACACCAGCACAUAUUUAAAAGAAAGCAUUGCAAACUGACUUAUUUUGGUGCCCUGAGUUACUGGGAUUAACAGUGCUACAGGAAAUGACUUAAUGCUUUUAUCUUACUGUAACAGCUGGAUGUGUAUCUGUUGCUAAUACAAAAAUCAAGUUGUUUUUUGAGCUAUGCUUUGUAUUCAUGUUCUACAAGCCAUUUUAAUCUUCAGUUUUGUGGGACUUAAAGCAGUGGCCUUAUUCACAGCUUGGUCUUUCCAUAGCCAAUAGUUCUAGAAGUGACUUUUCCUCAAUGGAAUAUUCUUUUAUGUAUUUUAAAUAAAAGGAACUGUCAGUUGCCACUUCUUGUCCUCUCUCAUGUUUUGGUUACUUCUAUGAUAAAGUGGAUGUGCCAGUCUGUAUUUUACUACUCUGUAUCUCAUUUUAAAUUUGUUUGUGCAACUAAAGAGUUACAGCUCUGAAGCCUGAGGCAGUAUCCAUGCUUUUAAUUCUCUGCAUUUUGGCAGGUCUGUCUGCACUGGAGUUAUUAGAAGGUGGCUGUUACCUUUUUUUAUUACUGCUUGUAUCCCUUCAUUCAUUUGUUUCCAUCCCCACACAACCUUCAAUAAACUGAACUUGAAUUUCUAA
Messenger RNA from Agelaius phoeniceus (red-winged blackbird), 4608 nucleotides. RefSeq names its product signal transducer and activator of transcription 1 (gene STAT1). Gene Ontology annotation, biological process: regulation of DNA-templated transcription; signal transduction. NCBI's taxonomy places the organism in Eukaryota, Metazoa, Chordata, Aves, Passeriformes, Icteridae. The record is from RefSeq and is a predicted model, not a curated record. Gene Ontology annotation, molecular function: DNA binding; DNA-binding transcription factor activity.